UUUACGAACCAUAUAUCUUGUGUCAAGGUAAAUAGACAUGGUGAGUCGCACGUGGGUGAUUGCGCAUGGAGCUAUAGAGAAGAUAUGAAUCUUUGACCGAAACCUAGCAGGAAUUGAGUUUUCUACAGUGUAGCUCAGAACGAGUCUAGUGUCUCAAAACGAAGCUAGACAUUUCCUCGAUAUAUUCGUCUGCUGUGCAGGUCGACUCACAUGUUACUAUGUAAUAUGUAAUUCUGCUACAGCUGAAGGUUGAAAUGUCUCCCUGAACACGUAAAAGCUGCAUAAAAGAAAUGACUCCUAUUAUAUUUGACAAAUCUGGAAGAAAAAAUAAAUUUUUAUCUUCCGUCAUUGAACAUAGAAGAGUAUGAUUGGGUUCGAAAUCUCUUCAUAAAAAUUCCAUCUAAUAUUGGUCUGAAAUAUGUGAAGAAGAAGAAUUGGCAUCUAUAUCCAGUGAUCGCGAACUUAAAAUCAAGCACGCUGAGUUACGUAUCGAUAUAUUUUGGAUUGCUAUUACAGGAGAAUACCCGUCAGUAGCAAAAAAAGCUUUAUCCGUUUUGAUGCAGUUUUCCACAUCGUAUUUAUGCGAGUUGGGAUUUUCAACCCUCAGUCACAUCAAAUCCAAAGAAAGAGAGAGGCUCCGUUGCAUCGAAGAAGAAAUGAAGGUUCAUCUUUCUCAAAUACGUCCCAAUAAUGAAAACGUUUCCAAAAUCAUCAAGCGCAUGUUUCUCGUUGAUAAUUUUGCUUCAUAUCGAAUAGAGAAAUAUCAGGUAUCAUUGGAUUAAAAGAACUCUUUACAUCAAAUACAUCAUCAAUAUCUAAACAGAAAAAAUAGAACCUUUUUUUUUAUAUAAAUAUGUAGUGGAAUUACUGUGUAGAAUCUGUACAAGAUUAGUUUAAAUCUAAUCAAAAUUGUCCCAAGUUACAAAAGAGUUUGCAGCAUCUUCAGAUAUAGAGAAAUAAAACAGUUUAUACAAAUAUAGCAGAAGAAAUAUUUGUUUGGAAUAAAAUGUAACAAGGAAAAUAAGAAAAAUAUCUGUAUAUUGCAGUAAGAGAAAAAAAAUGAUGGAAUUAUGUGAGGCUCAGGUUUAUGGUAAAACACAGUCUAAAAGGAUUGAUUUUCCUAAUGAGAUACUGGAAGAAAAAGGAAAAUCAUCAUACAGCUGUGAUAUCUCUAAAAAAUCAUUCUCUCAGAAAGGUUAUCUAACAAGUUACAAACAUAUUCAUACAGGAGAGAAACAUCACUGUGAUAUCUGUGGUAAAUCAUUUGCUGGAAGUAGUGAUUUAACUAAGCACAUACGUAUUCAUACUGGAGAAAAACCAUAUAACUGUGAUAUCUGUGCUAAAUCAUUCUCUCGUAGUAGUGAUUUAACUACUCACAAACGCAUUCACACAGGAGAAAAGCCCUAUCACUGUAAUGUUUGUGGUAAAUCAUUCUCUCAAGGAAAUACCCUAAAUAGACAUAAACACAUUCAUACGGGAGAGAAGCCAUAUCACUGUGAUAUUUGUGGUAAAUCAUUCUCUCAAAAGGAUCACUUAAUUACUCACAAGCGAAUUCAUACAGGAGAGAAGCCAUAUCAUUGUGGUAUCUGUGGUAAAUCAUUUUCUGGAGGAAGCAGCUUGAUUGCCCACAAACGCAUUCAUACUGGUCAGAAGGCAUAUCACUGUGAAAUCUGUGGUAAGUCAUUCUCAGAAGGAAGUAAUUUAACUAAACACAAAUAUAUUCAUACAGGAGUGAAAGAAUAUCACUGUGAUAUCUGUGGUAAAUCAUUCUUUCAAAAAGGUCACUUGAUUAGGCAUAGAUAUAUUCAUACAGGAGAGAGGCCAUAUCAGUGUAAUAUCUGUGGUAAAUCAUUUUCUGUAAAUGAUCACUUAAUUACCCACAAACGUACACAUACAGGAGAGAAGCCAUAUCACUGUGAUAUCUGCAAUAAAUCAUUCUCUGGAGGAAGCAGCUUAACUAGACACAAACGAAUUCAUACAGGAGAGAAGCCAUAUCACUGUGAUAUUUGUAGUAAAUCAUUCUCUAAUGGAAAUGCCUUAAAUAUUCACAAAAGCAUUCAUACAGGAGAGAAGCCAUAUCACUGUGAUGCCUGUGGUAAAUCAUUCUCUGUAAGAAGUCACUUCACUAUUCACAAACAAAUGCAUACAGGAGAAAAUACAUAUCAGUGUGAUAUAUGUAGUAAAUCAUUCUCCAGAGGAAGCAGCUUAACUAGACACAAACAUACUCAUACAGGAGAGAGGCCAUAUCACUGUGAUAUCUGUGGUAAAUCAUUCUCUGAAGGAGGUACUUUAACCACUCACAAACAUAUUCAUACAGGUGAGAAACCAUUUCAAUGUGAUAUCUGUGGUAUAUCAUUCUUUCAAAGAAUUCACUUAGUUAUUCACAAACAUACUCAUACAGGAGAGAAACCAUAUGGCUGUGAUAUCUGUAAUAAAUCAUUCUCUCAAACAAGUCACUUAAUUAUUCACAAACGUACUCAUACAGGAGAAAAACCAUAUCAUUGUGAUAUCUGUGGUAAAUCAUUCUCUCAAAAUAGUGAUGUAACUAAACACAAACGUACCCAUACUGGAGAAAAGCCAUAUCAAUGUGAUAUCUGUGCUAAAUCAUUCUCUGGAAAGGGAGAUUUAACUAAACACAGACGUAUUCAUACUGGGGAGAAACCAUAUCACUGUGAUAUCUGCGGUAAAUCAUUCUCCGUUAGUGAUGUCUUAAAUAAACAUGUUCGAAUUCAUACAGGUGAAAAACCAUAUCACUGUGAUGUCUGUGGUAAAUCAUUCAAUAUUAAUAGUAACCUGACUACUCACAAACGUAUUCAUACAGGAGAGAAGCCGUAUCACUGUGAUAUCUGUGGUAAAUCUUUCUCUGCAAGUAGUAAUUUAACUAAACACAAAAGUAUUCACACAGGAGAGAGACCAUAUCACUGUGAUACCUGUGGUAAAUCAUUCUCUCAAAAUGAUCAUCUAACUAAGCACAGACGUACUCAUACAGGAGAAAAACCAUAUUGUUGUGAUAUCUGUAGUAAAUCAUUUUCUCAAAAUAAUGAGUUAACUAAUCACAAGCAUAUUCAUACAGGAGAGAAGCCAUAUCACUGUGAUAUCUGUGGUAAAUCAUUCUCUGGUAAUAGUGACUUAACUACUCACACACGUAUUCAUACAGGAGAGAAACCCUUUCACUGUGAUAUCUGUGGUAAAUCAUUCUCUGACUCAGGUAACUUAGCUCCUCACAGACGCAUUCAUACAGGAGAGAAACCAUAUCACUGUGAUGUCUGUGGUAAAUCAUUCUCUGCAAAAUGUAACUUAACUACUCACAAACGCAUUCACACAGGGGAGAAGCCAUACCACUGUUAUGUCUGUGGUAAAUCUUUCUCCCAAAACGAUCACUUAUCUAUACACAAACGUAUUCAUACAGGAGAGAAACCAUAUCGCUGUCAUAUCUGUGGCAAAUCAUUUUCUCACGGAAAUACCUUAACUACUCACAAGAGGAUUCAUACAGGUGAGAAACCGUAUCAGUGUGAUAUUUGUGGUAAAACCUUUUCUCAAAAUGAUCACUUAACUAUACACAAACGUAUUCAUACAGGAGAGAAACCAUAUCACUGUGAUAUCUGUGGUAAACCAUUCUCUCAAAAAAGCCAUUUAACUACACAUAUAUGUAUUAAUACAGAUGAGUAACUUUAUCAAUGUCAGGAGUCAUUGUAUGAAGAAAUAAAUCUGAUAUAGUCAUAAAUGAUUUACAGAGAAAAGACAAUAUAACACUAUUUUGUAUAACCAGAGCUGUAUCUACUUUGGUGAGAUAACUUUCCAUUGUGAUAUUUUUAAUUGAAAUAGUCUUUUACAAUACUUGUAUACAUUCCUUCUGACAUGUUUCCAGAAAAGAUAAAGCAUACAGUUGAUUUAUUUGACAUUGUGAGUAAAUACCUGAGAAAUGUAUAUUUCAUUAUACUAUAACAUAUAUGAUAUACUGUAUACAUUGUUUCUUACAUAUAUUCUUGUGUGAAAUUAUAUGUAGUGCAUCAAGUUAAUAUAAUAAAUUGGAAUUUAA
Molecule: messenger RNA, 4039 nt
Organism: Octopus bimaculoides (California two-spot octopus)
Lineage: Eukaryota; Metazoa; Mollusca; Cephalopoda; Octopoda; Octopodidae
Biological process (GO): regulation of gene expression
Cellular component (GO): nucleus
Source: RefSeq, a predicted model, not a curated record